GCUGGCCAGCGUGCUGACGGCGCGCGGUGACUAUGCAGAGGCGGAGCCGCAGUGCCGGCGAGUCCUGAAGACCAGCGAAACCGCGACCCUCAGAGAGGUCCACAAUCUCACGGGUAUGCUGCGACUUGCAGGAAAGCUGGCGGAGGCUGAGACUUUGUGCAGAAGAGCUUUGACUGAACGCGAAAGUGUGCUGGGAGAGAUGCAUGCGGAGACCCUGGAGUCGGUGAACAUGCUCGGGUCAGUCUUGUGGCAGCAGGGGAAUCUGGAAGAGGCUGAGGUGGUUUGCAGGAAAGCUUUAGAGGGACGGGAGACGCUGCUCGGGGAUAAGCAUCUGGACACAUUGGUGUCAGUCAACAAUCUUGCGUUGGUGCUGGAGCGUCAGGGCAAGCUCCAAGAGGCCGAAGUGCUUCAGAGAAGGGCUCUAGCCGGACGGGAGGCACAGCUCGGGGCGAUGCAUCCCGAGACAUUGAUAUCCGUCAACAAUCUUGCGGUGGUGCUUCACACCCAGGGCAACCUCGAAGAGGCCGAAGGCCUUUACCGAAGAGCGCUGGCAGGCGUGGAAGCGCAACUGGGAGCUAAUCAUCCGGACACAUUGUUGUCCGUCAACAACCUUGCGCACUUGCUGCGUCAACUGGGCAAGCUCCAAGACGCCGAAGGCCUUUACCGAAGAGCGGUAGCAAGCCAAGAAGCUCAGCUUGGAGCCGGUCAUCGGAGCACCCUGCGCUCCGUCUUCGGUCUCGCGCUCCUUUUGGAGGCGAAGGGCGGCCACCUGGCCGAGGCGCGGAGAGCGGUCGCUCCGAGCCGUGGAGCCGAG
This is a messenger RNA of Durusdinium trenchii, 814 nucleotides long. The record is from the annotation of a GenBank genome assembly. NCBI's taxonomy places the organism in Eukaryota, Dinophyceae, Suessiales, Symbiodiniaceae.